Messenger RNA from Durusdinium trenchii, 2566 nucleotides. NCBI's taxonomy places the organism in Eukaryota, Dinophyceae, Suessiales, Symbiodiniaceae. The record is from the annotation of a GenBank genome assembly.
GGCUCAGACGGGUCGGUGACGGGGGGACAGACCGCGGCGACGGGAGGGGGUUCCUCCACCGUGGCGAAGACCGCGCCAUGGGGAACACCUCAUGUUGUCAGUCUGAAGACUUGGCGGUGAACGAGACGCAGCCGGUGGAUGCCAAGCCGCUCAUGAUCAGCGGCGGCGACGCCGCGGUGGCGGGCGGCCUGGGCUUGGCGGGCGGCGACACGGAGGCCGAACGCGUCUACCAGGUGACUCUCAACAAGGUGGAUGGUCAAAAGCUCGGUUUGGACGUCGACUACAUGGCCGAGCGGAAGCUUUUGCCCAUCAUGCACGUCACCGGUGGUGUGGCCGAGGAGUGGAACCGGCGGAACCCACAAAAGAAGAUGUGCAGUGGAGACAGCAUCCUUGAGGUGAACGGCGUGAAGGGAGAUGUGGUCGAAAUGCUUGAGAAGUGCAAGGCAGAUCAAAUUUUGAAUAUGACGCUUUGUCGGUCUCUAACCUAUGAGUUCCUCUUAGAAGACUUGGAGAAGUUAGUGCGACAGAAGCAAUGUGGUCCCAUCCUGAUCCGGCUCUCGUGGCAUGACGCGGGAGUCUACAAUGGUGUGGAUGGAUGUCCCAACGCUGCGAUGCGCUUGAGUGGAUCGGCGGAACAGCAAAUGGCUGCGAAUGCAGGAUUGCAGGUCGCGAUCAAGUUGCUGGCACCCAUCUCAGCGAAGUAUGUGCCCAGGUUGAUCUCCCAUGCAGAUCUCUGGGUGGUCGCUGCCAACGUAGCGAUCAAAGUCAUGGGUGGCCCCGUGAUCACCACGCGCUACGGCCGCCUCGACGCGCAGCAAGCCUCGCAGAGUGCCCCCAGUGGCACAGGGCGACUACCCGAUGGAGACAAAGACGCUCAUCAUCUUCGAACGAUCUUUCACCCCAAGGGCUUCGAUGAUAAAGAGAUUGUCGCUUUGUCCGGUGCUCACACCGUCGGCGCUUGCCAUCUGGAUCGCAGUGGCUUUCAGGGCGCCUGGACAGAGCAGAAGUUGAAAUUCGACAAUUCCUAUUUCAAGGACUUGCUCAGCAAGUCAUGGACGGAAGAAACCACCAGCCAAGGGAAGUCGCAGUUCCGCUGUGGCGAAACCAUGAUGCUGCACACGGACAUGGCGCUGAUCAAGGAUCCAGCAUUUAAAUGGCACGUGCAGCAAUUUGCGGAAGAUGAGAACCUUUGGUUUUCGGAGUUCGGCAAAGCCUGGGUGCGGCUCCAAGAGUUGGGCCUCGAGGAUUUGCGAGACAUCCUCUAGGCCGUCCCCGGCAAGUUUGAACAACCACUGGCCAGCUUGCUCCGCUGGCUUGCUCCUGGGCGUGCAGGGUGGUGGUUUCGUGUGUGUUCGGAAGGGCGCGUGAGGCGUGGCAGGUGGUCCACCUCCUAAAUAUUUGAUUCUGCUGGUUGAACGGUGGUCAAACACCUCCAUCUCAUGACUCACAGAAACAAUCCAUGGGAAGACAGACCUUACUUGGUUGGACCAUCUUCCCUUUACUUGCAAAGAUUUGCAAAGGUCUUCUUGAAGUCGGAGUUUGUUUUAAAGAACCACGAGCUUCCAUGGGCCCAAUACAGUAAAUACACGGGGCCCAUCGCUUGCAGUCGAUUGUGAGAGCAUCAUGGCUGGGGCAUAAAGCUGCCGUGUAGGACGUCUAGUUUUGUUCCAUGAAUUGCAAAUGCUGCUGUUUGGGUUGGAAGUUUGAGCUGUACACUGAUGCGACUAAUGCUAUUUGUCUCUCGAAACGAGUCUUAUUGAUUUCCACCUGAAUUAUGGUCCAGAUCCCCUCAUGUCGAGGCAAUUCCGGCAAGAAAAGUACUCGGAUAGCCGAUAGCCCCCCGGAAACCAGGUACUCGCAUGACACAGCGCUUCCCGGGCGUGUUCAUGCACCGAAUGCGGCGAACAAAGACGUCGACUCAUCAACAGAUAUUGUUUUUUUGACAAACAAAACACAGCGGUAUAGGAUCACCCACCUCGGACCUUCCGGGGCCAUAUUUGAGCUUCAUAUUCAACGUCAAAUCCCGAUGAUUAUCUCGGUGGGUUGCCGGAAGUGUCCGUACAUCGUCCUGAACUUGGACCACGAGUUGCCGCAAGCAGUUUGUGUAUGUGCAUAGGGCGACCACCAACCAAUGAGUUUGGUUUGUUUCCCUUCUUUUUGGGGGAGCUUGGGAGGUCUCCCGUGGUCUCCCUAUGUUAAGUGUUGCAGCAGUGUUGCACGUGCUUUCUAUUGCUCUUUUGGUUGGGAGCCUUUUCUCCAGUGAUACAGGUACACUUAGUGGUGGGUCAAGAAUCUUCUUCAAUGGAAGUGUUCGUGUUUUUCAUCUUGGGUAUUUGUGUUGUGGCAGCAGGGCAUGCUUCACAGAACUUGAGCUUCGGACUUCGGACUCGCGUGCACCAUCGAGGUGCUAUAUCUCGAUUGCGGAAAACCACCAAAUCCGCCAAGUCAUUUGGGGCCACGUCACGCGUCAGUGGAUGUGGCGGUUUCUACACAUUUGUCAAAAGAGUGGGGUCCAAAGGACCCAGAAUUAGACACAGUCUGACUGAGUCGGAAUGCGCUGUAAAAA